Molecule: messenger RNA, 1391 nt
Organism: Racocetra fulgida
Lineage: Eukaryota; Fungi; Glomeromycota; Glomeromycetes; Diversisporales; Gigasporaceae
Source: the annotation of a GenBank genome assembly
AUUCGAAUGAAUGUAUUUCUAUUCUGAUUGCUACAGAUAAUCAUUUAGGUUAUAUGGAGAAUGAUCCGAUUCGUGGACAAGAUUCUUUGAAUACUUUUAGGGAAAUUUUGCAAAUAGCAAAACAAAAUGACGUUUAUCUUAUAUUAAACACGUCAUUAUUUUCCAAGGAUGGAAACCUUUGUGCUUUGGAUGUUCUUGCAGUUUCAGGUCUUGUAAAUUAUUUUGGUAAAGCUAACGUAGUGGAAAAUAUUAUUGUUAAACCAAUAUUGCUAAGAAAAGGUGAAACAGUAUUGGCACUAUAUGGAUUGGGAAAUGUAAGAGACCAACGAUUGCAUCGAAUGUUCACUGAUGAUGCUGUCAAAAUAAACCUACCACCUAAUAAAAUAUCAAGUGAAUCGUUCAAUCUGAUGGUAUUGCAUCAAAACAGACAUGUGGCCAAAUUGAAUAUAAUUGGUGAUCAAUUUGAGUUGAAAAAGAUUCGUCUUCGCACUGUUCGCCCAUUUGUAAUAGGUGAAUUAUCAUUGAAAGACGUUGAGGGGCUUGAUCCCACAAAAACAUCAGCAGUAAAUGCUUAUUUAAUCACAAAGGUAGAAGAACUUAUUCAAGAUGCCAAAAACCAAUGGCUCGAAAUGAAUGAUUACGAUUAUGAUCUAGAUGAAGAAAUGUUUCCUCUUCCUUUAAUUAGACUAAAAGUGGAAUAUAGUGGAGGAUUCACAGUUUUGAACAAUCGGCAAUUUGGACAGAAAUUUGUAAACCUUGUUGCAAACAAUCAUGAGAUUUUAUUUUUCUAUCGAAAAAGAGCGUUCGCAGUUGACGAAUUCGAUAUGCCUGAAAAUCUUUCUCAUAAUUAUGUCACUGAUCUCGUUACAGAGAACAUGAAGAGUCUUAGUAUAUUACCAGAAAAUGCGUUGAAUGAAGCUACCACACUUUUUGUUGAUAAAGAUGAUCCUCAUGCUAUUGAAGGCAACGAAGCAUCUGCCGACACAUAUCAGCAGGAAGAUGGCAUUGAUUCAGACAAUCAAAUUGGAACUAGCUCUAGGGCUAAAACUACAUCAAGAGGAAGAGCCACAAAGACAACUAGGGGAACAGGCACUCGUGGGCGUGGUAGAGGAAAGACAACAACUUCUAGUAGAAAGAAUGUGGUAGAUGAUGAAGGUUUUGUAGAUGAUAUUGAUAUUGAUGAUAAAUCUGAUCGUACUGAACGUGCGCGUGGGCGUGAUGAUCUUGAUAUUGAUGAUAAAUCUGAUCGUACUGAACGUGCGCGUGGGCGUGGUAGAGGAAGGACAACAACUUCUAGUAGGAAGAAUGUGGUAGAUGAUGAAGGUUUUUUGGAUGAUAUUAAUAAUGAUGAUAGAUCUAAUCAUACUGAACGUACUCGUGGGCGUGGUUGA